AUGGCUUCCUCGAAUGCUACAACUGGUUUGGAAAAACCUCCUGCUUCCUCUUACGCCACCAUCACAGCUAGUAAGUCAGUUCUAGUAGCCAUUACCACUGAGGCAGAUGAGGAAUUCGAUGCUUUCCUCGAGGAGAAUCCUGGCAAGCUGUUUGCUUGCUAUGUUACUUAUCCCAGUAGCUACAGCCCUAUGCAGGACAGUAUUGUUGAGGGGAUCAGGGACACCAUCACCAAGAACAACUCAAAGUUUCUUGAUGAGGGGUUGUUCUGGUCAGAGUUCAAGGGUGGCACUCCAGCUAGGAGGGAUGUGCACAGGAUUCUGGUGGCAUUUACACAUGAGGAAGAUCAGGCUGCUUUUAGGAGCUUGAUGCAGGUUAUGUUCAAGGAUCCACAAGGGGUGUGGCUUCAUGCUCAGAUAGGUCAGGAGCGUCUUUCUUACGAGGACAUCCUAGGCUCUUCGGGAGACAAGGGCCAGAAAGUGUACAUGGUCCUGAAGAAGAUGCCAGACUCCUUCACGGUAACUCAGAUUGAGAAGUUUUUCACAGACUUUGUCUGGAAGUCAAAGGGGUUCACUCACCCCUUCCUCGGCAGCAUUGAUAAAAUCACAUGGUUCUGGCACAAGAGUGGAUUCAUGCAAGCAAUCGACGACGACAAGUACAUCGAGCUCGUGUCUGCGGACGACUCGAGGGAGGCGUGGAAGUGCACUCUCUGCAUCGUUGCGGGCAAAGGCUUCUUUGGUUGCUACCGCCACAUCGGCUGCGACGCCCACAAGCAAGCUCUCUCCGACGAGGCCGA
Molecule: messenger RNA, 794 nt
Organism: Klebsormidium nitens
Lineage: Eukaryota; Viridiplantae; Streptophyta; Klebsormidiophyceae; Klebsormidiales; Klebsormidiaceae
Source: the annotation of a GenBank genome assembly